GCAGGGAUUCCCGCAGCUCCCAGCCUCCUGUCAAGGUCGAUGGAGAAAUAAUCAAGACGUUUGGUUGCCAGGUGAUGGAUGGAAGUAAAUUGAAGUCACCAAGGUACUCGCAUUGUCAAAAAACACAAGGACGAUCUCCGUUGCCCUGUGCACAUACAUCUCUGAGAUCAACGAGGCGAGUUCGUGAAUGUAAACAACAUAGCAAACGAGGAGCCCGUUUGUCAAAAGCUGGCAUGUCGGAUGGUCCAGGUCUCUACAUUUUCCCUUCCAUGUCUCUGCAUUCUCCUUCCAAACCUCAUAUCUGCCACCAUGUCAAAUAAUGAUGAUGGACGUGGUUCGUCGUUCAGUGAUUCAUUUCGCCAGCCUGCACGAGUACAGUGCACUACAAGAGGCAAAUAAGGUACUGUCCAAGUCAUCUGGCAGAAUGUCGUCUAUCAGCCCAGCAAUCGCGUCGUCACCUGCGACAUGGCCUCCAUUACUGUGUCAUCUGGGCCAAAUAGCAUUAACGAGAGAGACCGCGUCCAAAUCGUUCACAUACGAACAAUUGGGCGUGCCUUAGCUUCUUGAAUCCAAGCUGAAGUGUUAGGUCAUCUGAUGGCGGAGAAAGAUAGUGGCUGAGUCGAGGGAGAUACAACGAAUCUCAGGCGAGAGAGGCAGCAGCGAUAUGAUACGAUGGUUUGUCAUCGUUACAUGAAAUUGACUGGAGCGAGCGAGCCUCCUUAACCGAUGGCAAACCCAUGGAGAUACUAGUGGCGGAGAGUAGAUAGACAUUUCCAGAAGAUGGGACACUUCAGGACGCUAGUUGAAGCCACUAGGUGCGCGUACUUAGAGGGGCCGCGAAUUUUGGGUACAUCCAUCUCUGGUGUCAACGAGACCGUUCCGUGAAUGUAAAUCAACAUAGUAAACGAGAAACCCGUUUGUCAAAGGCUGGCACGUCGAAUGGUCCCCUCACGUCGGUUUCGCAGGCUCCUACCAACAUGGGACGCAUUUAUAGAUAUGUAGAAAAGGACAACCUUAAAAACGCACCUUUGCAGGUUCUUUAGUCAUCACCCCAACAUUCCGAAAAAUGGCGAGCCCAACCACCGUUUUAGCUGCCUGGCAAGCGAAAGACUCUGUUGUCGAAACAGCGACAACUAUUGUUAAGUCUCUUCUCUCGCCUGAAAACGUUAAAUCAACCGUAGGGCCAGUCGAAUGCAAGCUCGCACCAAUCUUCCCAGGUAAGGAGACCCUCAAGAAAGUUUCCGAUAACACGAAGGUCAUGGUCGCCGUCACAAACAAGGUGUUGCACGCCUCCCUUCCCGGCAAGACUAAGUUCCAAGACGUCCAGGGGAUCUUUAAUGCCAAUUUGCAGACCGUGUUGUCUCCGAAGGGUGCAGAGCAGCGCCAGAAGACCUUCGCGACGCAAGAUAAAGGUUUCUUUGAUUUCAAAACCUCGGAUGGGCCUUCGGAGGCGAGCGUGGCAUUGAUUCAAAAGUGGAUUUCCACGGAGCUACUCACCGACCCCCACGUCCUAAUCACCUCCGGCCUCGAUAACGCAAAGACCAUCCGUGGAUUGAUCACCAUAUCAAAGUCAAACUUCGACCUGUUCUCGAACAAGGUCCAACACGAGUCGUUGGUCGUUGACAUUGGUAUCUUGGAGUACCCGUCCACGAAGAACGAAACCAUCCGUAUCAGUAACAUCAAGAUCUACGUCUGGAUCAAGGAGGUCAAGGCCGGCUUUGGAGCCGUUCAUAAUUACGAAGUUGGCCUACGCGGAAGUUACUUCUGCCAGAGUUACGAGCCAAACACUGAGGGCAUCAAAGGUCUUAAGCCCAACACUGUCACGAACGCGCAUGCGGAAUAUGAAAAGUUUGUGUCUGAGGUUCAUGACUUCGUCAAGGACAGUCCCAAAGCCUAAUAUGAGCAACCUAUAAGAUGCCUGUGUUAUGAGAAAAAGGUUAAUUAGAUGUCUAACGGAAAUAUACAAUCCACAUUUGACCCACCG
This is a messenger RNA of Marasmius oreades (fairy-ring Marasmius), 1984 nucleotides long. RefSeq lists its product as uncharacterized. The transcript is spliced from 9 exons. The record is from RefSeq and is a predicted model, not a curated record. NCBI's taxonomy places the organism in Eukaryota, Fungi, Basidiomycota, Agaricomycetes, Agaricales, Marasmiaceae. The coding region runs from base 1067 to 1897 and encodes 276 amino acids.